CUGACUCUUAUUAUAGGGUUAGCUGUCUUUGCCACUGUUAAUUACCAAGCCAUGAAUAAGGCUCGACCUCGAUAUAUAGUUGACAGGCCCUCGUACUCCGUUGAACUUUUCAAUGAGGAAUAUGAAAAGAAAGAUCACAGUUAUCCUCUUGGUGGGAAAGUCCGGAAGCUAUUCAGUUGUACCCCAGCCAAACUCAAACUUUUCAUAUUUGGUCUCUUCCCUAUACUCACCUGGUUGCCCAAAUAUAACAUAAAGCAAUAUGCCCUUCUAGAUCUUCUUGGCGGCAUCAGUGGUGGCUCCAUCCAGGUGCCACAAGGUAUGGCUUUUGCUCUUCUUGCUAACCUUCCACCUGUGAAUGGCUUGUACUCUUCCUUCUUUCCCCUCGUGGUGUACUUCUUCCUGGGAGGAAUUCCACAGAUGGUACCAGGCACUUUUGCUGUCAUUAGUAUCAUAGUGGGACAUGUAUGUCUGGAGCUGGCUCCUGAGUCUGAGUUUCAGAAAUUUAACGAGACAAUGAAUGCUACAGUCACAGACACUGAAGCAAUGUAUGCUACAAGGCUGCAGAUCUCAGCCACAUUGGCAUGUCUGACGGCAAUCAUACAGAUUGCCCUGAGCUUUGUGCAGUUUGGCUUUGUUGCCAUAUAUCUUUCUGAAUCGUUUGUCAGAGGUUUUAUGUCAGCUGCGGGCUUGCAGAUUCUCAUCUCUGUGCUCAAGUAUAUUUUUGGCGUCACAAUCCCAUCAUACACUGGUGUUCUGGCUAUUAUUUAUACCUUCAUAGACAUUUGUAAGGAACUUCCACAAACUAAUAUUGCAUCUCUCGUCUUUGCUCUGGUCAGCUUAGCGGUACUCAUCAUUGUAAAGGAACUGAACUUAAAAUUCAUGCACAAGAUACGCUUUCCCUUCCCCAUGGAGAUGGUUGUUGUCAUAGUCUCUACAGCCAUUUCUGGGGGUUUGAAUCUUCCAGAAAAGUACAACAUGAAUGUAGUUGGCCAUAUCCCAUUAGGAUUUCCUUCCCCCACGUUGCCUACUGUAAGUCUAUGGAGUCAGAUGGUUGGCACGGCCUUCUCUAUUGCUAUCGUUGGCUAUGUGAUUAACCUGGCCAUAGGCAGGACUUUAGGAGCUAGACAUGGCUUUGAUGUUGAUGCAAACCAGGAAAUGUUGGCCCUUGGUGGUGGUAAUUUCUUUGGUUCAUUUUUCUUUAUCCAUGUGAUUUCCUGUGCGCUUUCUGUAACUUUGGCAGUGGAUGGAGCAGGAGGAAAGUCACAGAUGGCCAGUUUCAUUGUUAUGAUGGUGGUUAUGAUAACUAUGUUGGCACUUGGAACCUAUUUGAAUGCCCUGCCCAAGGCUGUCCUAGGAGCCUUGAUAGCUGUGAAUCUGAAGACUUCUUUGAAGCAACUUGCUGAUCCUUUUUACCUUUGGAAGAAGAGCAAGCUUGAUUGUAUUGUUUGGAUUGUGAGUUUCCUGUCCACCUUCGUCCUUGGCCUUCCAUAUGGACUUGCUGUCGGUGUAGGAUUUUCCAUCUUGGUUGUCAUCUUUAAUACGCAAUUUCGAAAUGGUUCAGAACUGGGUCAGGUGGUCUUCACAGAUAUCUACAAGAAUCCAAAAGUCUACAGCAAGGUUCAGUCUAUCGAUGGUAUUAAGAUUGUCAACUACUGCUCUCCGCUGUAUUUUGCAAAUUCAGAAAUAUUCAGACAGAAAGUUAUUAAAAAGACUGGACUAGAUCCUGGCAAAGUCUAUCUGGCCAAAAAGAAAUACCUUAAAAAUCAAGAAAAGGAAGAACUGAAAAGACAGGGAUCUGAAUUCAUGAAGAGCAAAACUUUGUCACUGCAAGAGCUGCAAGAGGACUUUGAUGGAACGGCUACCACUGACUCCAACAACAAUAGUACCUUGAAGCGAACAAACAGUACGAUCAGUUACAUAGCAUCCAAUACCCUGACUGUGGGCUCGUCAAUUCCAGUUAUUAUUCCAAAUGGUGUAUAUACCCCAGAACAAACGGAAGACCCCAUCAUCGCAGCUCCUCCGAUUGUUAAUUUCCAUACAGUCAUCAUUGAUAUGAGCGGUGUAUGUUUCGUUGAUCUGAUGGGGAUCAAAGCCUUAGGAAAGUUGGGUGCCAGUUUCCAGAGGAUCGGUGUAAACUUCUAUUUAGCAGAUGUACAAGCUCAAGUGUAUGAGGACAUUGAACUUGGUGGAGUCUUUGGAGAAGGAGGACUCAGUCGGGAUCACCUUUUUCUUACCGUACACGAUGCUGUUUUAUAUGCUUUGGCCAAUAAUACUGGAAUAUAUAAAAUCUCUGGGAAGGAUUUUGGUGACACAGAGAUUCGUGUGCAGGAUAUGCAAGAUGAAAUCAACGAGGAUUAUCCAAAUCUUGAAGAGGCAAUGUUUGGCAGUAUGUUCCAGAGUGAAUUCCAAACAGCAUUGUGAGGGCUGCAUUCAGGAAGUGGUCUCCUGCAGAUUAUCAAAUGCUCUGUUCAUCCAUGUGAGCAGGCUUCAGGGCACAGUCAUUUGGGAUUAGGUCAGUCAAACAUCCUCUCUUCUCUGACUCAUUGGGAUAGUUAUACCUGCAGCUUUUCAGCCAAGAAAGGAACAAAUUGACUCAGGAGACAAGACCAAGAUCAUAUACAGAGACUGUCAGCUGCUUGGACAGUAAAUUCCAGCUGGUACCUCAAUCUUCAUACAGUUGAUUAAAAUACUUUUCAAUGUGCCUAUUAUGGUAAAAGGUUUACUGAGUCUCCCAAGUAUCCCUUUCCAAUGGGAUAACAGAGCCAAACCCCAAAACGGAAUCUCAAUGAUGUUAGUGGCCUUAAAGUCAACUCUGUUCAAUGUAUGACGGACCAUUUAAAGGUUGGACCAACGGUGACUUAGUAAACAAUCAAAAUCAUACAAUGCUGCUUUCUGUAAAUCAAAAGUUAUAAUUGUACAGAUUUAAUAUUUAUGCCAGUAAUACAAAUCAAUCAAUUUAUGAGAAAUUGAGAGCUUUAACACAUUACCUGCUGGAGAAAUUACUAGCAAAUUAUUUUCGACAGAUAUGCAAAAUAUAUGCCAUCAUUUUGUACUGAGCUUUAGAAAUAAAAUGAAUGUCAGUGACCAAGAUGUUUACCCACUUCAGUACCAAACCGCAGCAAAAGUUACACUGUAUGCUGCAAUUAAAACACAAUAUGCUAAAUAUUUCUAAUGUAUAUAUAGAAAGAAAUGAGUUGUGCAAUGUUAUUUAUUUCACCCUGACCUCUGUGUAUGCAUUAAA
Pseudophryne corroboree (corroboree frog) is the source of this 3241-nucleotide messenger RNA. It is a transcript of the gene SLC26A9, whose product is annotated as solute carrier family 26 member 9. Lineage: Eukaryota; Metazoa; Chordata; Amphibia; Anura; Myobatrachidae. The transcript is spliced from 20 exons. The record is from RefSeq and is a predicted model, not a curated record. Bases 52 to 2421 code for a protein of 789 amino acids. Gene Ontology annotation, cellular component: plasma membrane. Gene Ontology annotation, molecular function: bicarbonate transmembrane transporter activity; chloride transmembrane transporter activity; oxalate transmembrane transporter activity. Gene Ontology annotation, biological process: transmembrane transport.